Molecule: messenger RNA, 1121 nt
Organism: Syzygium oleosum
Lineage: Eukaryota; Viridiplantae; Streptophyta; Magnoliopsida; Myrtales; Myrtaceae
Product: leucine-rich repeat extensin-like protein 3
Exons: 1
Coding region: 346-981 (211 amino acids)
Source: RefSeq, a predicted model, not a curated record
AAGGGUGCAUCUGAAUUCAACUUUUUGAAUCUUCUCUUAGUGGUUAAUCCAAAACCGAACAGAUAAAACUUCCAUUAAGUAAUGAACUAGAGACUCCAUUUGGCUCCUCUUCCACACCAGACAGAGGGAGAGAGAAGAAUCCAGCUUUACAAAGAAACACACACCAGCUAAGGAGUGCAAAAGGGGUAUCUUGCCACUCAUCAUAAAGUCACUCACCAAAAAGGACAAGAUAAGCACAAGCACAACAGUGUAGUUUCUUGAGUUCACACCUUCUGGUGAAUCGCCAUACCAAGCAGCUUCUUCUCUUCUUCUCAAGCUUAUGCCAGCUGAAACAUCAUCAAGAAGAUGAGUUGGACUUGUCUCAGGUUGAGCUCAUUCGGGUCUCCAUUGGUACUCAAAGUUGGAAUCUUCAGUGCACUGCUCUGGCUCACAGGUGGAGUGACUUCACAGGGCCAAAUGCCCCUGACCACACCCACUACUGGCGUAGUUUGCAUCAGUGAUUGUGCCACUUGCCCUGUCAUUUGCUCAUCCCCUCCUCCACUCUCAAUGCCAACAUAUCAGCCUCCGCUGCCACCGCUCCCGACGCUGCCCUCACCGCCGCUGCCGCCGCUCCCGACGCUGCCCCCACCACCGCUGCCUGUCCACCACCAUCAUCCUCCGCCCGAGUCUCACUAUUACUCCUCGCCGCCGCCACCAUCGCUGGAGCCUCUGCCGCUGACCCCUCCCGGCCCGCCUCUGCCAACACUGCUGCCGCCGCCCGAGGCGCCGUCGCUCUACCCUUCGUGGAGCGCUCCGCCGCCUCCUUUUAAGUACUCCAACAAUGCACCUUCUGGUCCUGGGAUUCCAGGAACGGGAAUGGGAGGGCAUGAUUACUCUUAUCCUUACUACUAUUUCAAUGCCUCAGAAGCUGCUUCUUUAGCUGGUCAUUGUCACUUCUUUAUGUUGUUGUUGUUGUUGUUGUUGUUCUUCCUUGUUAUAUGAUCUUAGGAUAUGGUUGAGAGGGCAUAGCCAGAGCGCAAGAAUUUAUUCACUAAGUUUGGUGCUUGUAAGUUCUGGAUGCUAGCUGUUCAUAAAAGUUUCUUUGUAGUUUAUGUUGCAAGCUGCAAAUUGGCCCUUUUUGA